Messenger RNA from Paramisgurnus dabryanus, 5434 nucleotides. It is a transcript of the gene nudt14, whose product is annotated as nudix (nucleoside diphosphate linked moiety X)-type motif 14. The record is from RefSeq and is a predicted model, not a curated record. Gene Ontology annotation, biological process: nucleoside phosphate metabolic process; ribose phosphate metabolic process. Gene Ontology annotation, molecular function: metal ion binding; UDP-sugar diphosphatase activity. Lineage: Eukaryota; Metazoa; Chordata; Actinopteri; Cypriniformes; Cobitidae.
CCUCACUCUCCUGUAGUCUGCGGCUGUUCCAUCUGUGCUGAGAAGUACCCGUGGGCAGCUAUAUCAAAGCCAUGGACCAGAUCAAUAAUAUUCAGGUCGUUCCCUGCACCAAUUCUCAUUAUCUGAGACCGUUUAGGGUGCAUUAUAACCAGAAUGGAACAAAGAAGUCGUGGGACUUUAUGCAAACCCAUGAUAGUGUCUCCGUUCUGAUUUUCAACACCACAUCACACUGUUUCAUCCUGGUCAAGCAGUUUCGCCCAGCUGUAUACAUGAGUGAAUGGGAGCGGAGCAAACCGAAGCCCCCGCAACCUGCAGAAGAAGGAUCUGCAGAAGCCACAACAGCAGAACCCAAAGUCCCAGAGGAAAACCAAGCAGGGGAGACAAGCGAAGACACGUCAAGCCAUCCUGACCAACCUCCGGCUUCGGCAGGUGUGACCUACGAGCUGUGUGCUGGCUUGGUGGACAAACCUAAUCUCUCUUUGGAGGAGAUUGCCAGGCAGGAGAUACUGGAAGAGUGCGGCUUUGAUGUGCCGGUCACCAAGCUGAAAAAGAUCACGUCAUACAGGUCGGGUGUUGGAGUGACUGGAUCCAAGCAGACCAUGUUCUACGCGGAGGUGUCAGAUGAAAAUCGUGUAGGAGAAGGAGGGGGUAAACCAGAGGAGGGAGAAUUGAUCGAGGUGGUCAAAGUUCCCCUUCAUGAAGCAAUGACCUUCGCCUUUGACGAGAGUAUCCCAAAAACAAUGGGCGUAAUUUUUAGCUUCAUAUGGUUCCACAACAACAUGUCACAAAAGUAUAAGAUCUCCACCAAUGUGUAAUAACAAUUUCAAGCCCCCUUCUCCGUUAUUAUGUACUUUUUUAUAUAUUGUAUUCAAAAGUGUUCAUUUGUUUUAGUUGUUUCUUACACUGUUUGUUGUGGUUCUGGUUAUUGUCUUAUUUUAAACUAUGGUUUAUCAACACUUGUGCUAUCCACACAUCCCCACAGGUUAACAUAGAACUGAGUGGAGGAUCAUUGUGAGUUUGUUUUGUGUAAUUGAAUGCUUUGUUUUGAAUACGUCAGGAAUUCCAACCAACCAUUUGAUGCAUCUUUUUGACAUCACACCCUGGCCCUUAAAGACUUUGUAAUGGUGAUCUACUCCUCUUUAACUUGAGAAGGCAAUAUUUAAAAGGCCUUGUUGAUACCAUCUCACUUGGAGAGGAUUAGGGAGAAGAUCUCCGUCCCGGAUCAUUUACAAACAAAGCUGUGCGAUGUGGCCAGAAAGUGAGCCCGCUAGCCGUUUUCCCAUCAGUUUGCCGAAAUACCAAUAGGAGAAAAAUUGCACAGAAAAAUGGCGAAUAAAUAAUUCGUUAAUGUGAUUAUAUGUAGACAACAUACAGGCAGCUACCCAACUUGAGAGAACUUGAUAGCCGCUACUGUAAACAAUCGCUUGCUGAAAAUUAAAAAAUGAAGCUCUAGCGUACAGUAUAUUGUAUCUCAGGUCCAGAGCUAACAUGUUUUGUGACAUUCAGGUUAGUUAGAAUGCUGAAAAAUAUCCAUUGAGUGUAUAAAAUACAUGGUAGAUGUACCAUUAUAGUCCUACAAGUUAAAGCUGCUGUACCAUAAUCGACAAAACACUUUUAGGGGACUUUUAGAAAAACGCAAAGUGAUAUUUUCACAAUAUGAUACAUGGGGCAGUUUCUGGGACAUGGUCUAGAUUAAUCCAGGACUACGCCUAAGUUAUAUUUGGAAAUGUAAGUUGUUUUUACAAGCAAACCUUACAAAAAACAUUACAGGUGUGCAUCUUGACACAAAACCAAAGCACUGAUAUAUGUUUAGAUAUGUCAAUGCAAGGUGUUUGUAAAAUUAAGGCUCAAUCAUGCAUUUUAGGCUGGGACUAGGAUAAGCCUUGUCCACCAGGAUACCACUCCAUUAGCACUUUUGGUGCGCAUCCGAGUCCAUUUCACAUCAGAGUUUGGUUUGUUUGGAUGAUACGAAGCCCGGUGUGCACCCGCGAACUGCACCCAAGUCCGCCUAAAAAAGGUGGUCUGGGGUACGGUAAGGUUUGCUGCUGAUAUGAACACAAUCUUACUAAUUUGUGUAAGUGAACCGCUAUUAAUGCGUGUGGUUGGUGGACAGCCCACUUUAUUUUGUACAGUUUAAAUACUUUUGCAGUUUAAAUACUUUUUAUUUAUUCUUUGAAAACAAAACCAAAUGUUUAAAUAAAGGUCAAUGAGGACACGAACAACUCUGUCCAUUUGGCGCUUUCUCUUUUAUAGCCGCUGCCUUAGCAACAUCAGUAAAUGGCUGCAGCUUGAUGACGCAAGUGUACCGCGGUUCAGAACAAAAUAUUACAAUGUGAACAGAGACCAGCGGGGGAAGAGGGGACCAGGCAAUCAAACCUAAUAUGAAACCACCCUUAGUGUCAGAAAGAGUGGCUGAUAACCUCCUGAAGUCAUAAGUACUUCUAAAAUCUUAUGAAUUUCUUACUUGAAAAUCAUUUGUAUUUUGGUCUGGUUCAGAAAAAAAUCUAAAUAAUUAUUUUAAUUAAACUUUUUUAUGACUAAGUGUUAAUACAUCACUGUAAUAUUGUGUCUAACUUCAACUGAAAUAUCUGCAUUAGUUUCUUUAAAACAAUAUAACUCAAUAUAAUUAGGUUGACAGCUUUUUUUUCACAGAAGUUUUAAAUUUCCAGCUGGCCUUCAUGUGAUUGGAUAAUGAGAGCAAUUGUAAACAUAAAGUCUUAUUUUGUGCAUUUCUAAUCAAGAUGAGAACAGGAGAAGACUUACUCAUGUUAAGUAUUUGAGGAGUUUGGUUCCAAAAUGAGAUGAUUGAUAAAAUUUUGGUCAAAACAUGUAUAUUAUUAUGUUAUCAUGUUUGUAUUGUGGGGUUUUUUUGUGCUACUUAGCUGUAUUUUUUAGUUAUGAAGGCUUAAAGGGACACUCCACUUUUUUGAAAAUAGGCUCAUUUUCCAGCUCCCCUAGAGUUAAACAUUUGAUUUUUACCAUUUUGGAAUCCAUUCAGGCGAUCUCCAGGUCUGGCGGUACCAAUUUUAGCAUAGCUUAGCACAAUCCAUUGAAUCUGAUUAGACCAUUAGCAUCACUCUAAAAAUAACCAAAGAGUUUCAAUAUUUUUCCUAUUUAAAACUUGACUCUUCUGUAGUUACAUUGUGUACUAAGACGGACAGAAAAUUAAAAGUUGCAAUUUUCUAGGCAGAUAUGGCUAGGAACUAUACUCUCAUUCCGGUGUAAUAAUCAAGGACUUUGCUGCCAUACCAUGGCUGCAGCGAGCGCAAUGAUAUUACGCAGUUCCCAAAAAUAGUCCCCUGCUAUUGAAAGUUACCAAGGGGUGUUUUUUUUGCGCACUGCGUAAUAUCGCUGCGCCUGCCGGAGCCAUGGUUCGGCAGCAAAGUCCUUGAUUAUUACACCGGAAUGAGAGUAUAGUUUCUAGCCAUAUCGCCUAGAAAAUCAAAACUUUAAUUUUCCCUUUGUCUUAGUACACUAUUUUCAAAAAAAAGUGGUGUCCCUUUAAAUCAAAACAAACCAAGUGCAGUUUGAUUGAUAAUAAUUGGAAUGCACAAUCAAAAAACGAGAGUUAUCUUAACCAAACUCCUCACUUUUGUACAAAGAGUUUCUGUUCUGUUGAAGGGUUUUACAAGGAUAACGUUGUGCUGAAAAGUUGAGCAUUUGUUUUCGGUUGAGAACAGACUCGAUGAGCAUCACAGUAUCUUACAUGUUGGUAUAAUCAGAAUUUUGACAUUUUUAUUGAAAUUCUGGAGACUUGAUCAUCAUCCGCUUUAACCUGACAUUGAGUAUUGUUUAAUAAAAAGGUGUUUUGUGUAACCAGUGUCUAUAACUGAUUCAAGCUUAAAUAUUAAAAUAGCAAAGCAAAACAGAAAAGAACAGCUUAAUUUUAUGCGUAUUCAACUUAUUCUGUGUACACACCAGAAGCUAAUUAAAUAUUACAAAGAUUACAUACAAAGUCAAUGCAAAGAUGCAAUAGACACACGUUCGUGCAGGGCAAUGCAGAUGACGCAAAUUGAGCAGCGCAACUGCAGCCAACAUAACCUAUUUGCCUCUGUGCAAGUUUAAAAUAAUCAACUCAGGCAAAAAAAUUCACAUUACACGAAGUUAAAUCUUGCGAGUAAUCUUGGAACGGCAUUGGUGUGUUCACAGCAUUAAAUUUUUUUGCAUUAAAUGCUUUUUUUAAGUAUUUGUAACUCAAUGUAGUUUGUUGGAUGAACUUAAUAUCAAGAAAAGUUGUCUUAACUUAAACUUCUGCAUUUUUUUUAUAUCACUUAUAUGAAAACUGGAAGAAUUGAGAAGUUGCUUUACCCAAGACGAAUAAUUUUAGCACGAGUCUUGACAGUAAUAUUGAUGAACAAAUAUUUUUUUGUACAAGCCGCCUAAGGACAUAUAAGCCAUCUGAGCAAUCUAUUGUAGUUUAGUUUAGAUUCUCUUGCACAAUUUUACUCUACACUUGUUGCACUCAUUAUUUCAUAAUUCGUGUGGUAUUGACUUUUUUAGUGAAGGAUAUUGAAGUACGCAAAUACAUUGUUAACGCAAUUUCUUCUGUUCUUGCCAUGACAACUUAUCACCACCACAUAAAAAUAAAAUCUCUAUUCAAAGAGUAUCUUUUUGUAAGACAUUCUCUCUUUCUUGUGACUGUACUCUAGUCUAUAUUCUGUUGUUACAACUUUGAUGAUCAAUACAGAUGGUCAGUAUGCUAAUUCACAACGGUCAUUUUCAUAUAAGCAUAAUUAAAGUGUUGUGUAGAGGUGUUGGUCAAAAAUUGUGUUUUUGCGAGUGUCCCGUCAGAUUAUGAGACUAUGGAAAGAAAAUUUGGAAGUUGGUUGAGGUAUGGGGAAAACAUUUUUUUCUUGCUUUUCCAUCUUUGGAGUUUUAUUUAAAGUAUGCAAAUGAGAAUUAGGCAGUGGUUUUGUUAGUUGUUAUUCUCUCAAGAGCAUAUUUAAUUUCAUAAUGCCUCAGAUAUCAUCUCUCAUCUUCUUACUAAUCUCUUAUAAAAUCAUGUUUCUGAACUUUGAACUUGUUUGAGUGUUUUGUACAUUAUCUCAGGAUAGGGCUUUGGUUGUUCGAAAUAAUAAAUUAUUGUUUGAUAAUAAUUGUUUAAUAUUUAUUGUAAAACUUAUCGUUGAUUUAUUGUCAUGUGCCACUGUUACUAAUGCUUGGUUUUUAGACUCAGUAUUUCUACAGAGGUGUUGUUUUAAUCACUAAUGUCUUUAUAUCUUUUAUUUUAUAUCUCACAGCCUUUGUUUACAGAUUUUUUUAAUGGCACCUCAAGCAAAUAUAUAUUUCAAAUACGUAAUAUAUAUAUGCAAAAAUGUAUCUUUUGAAUAUAAAAAAUGUAAAUGAUUAUUUCAGAAAUGAAGUAUUGCAUGUGCAUCUGUAUUAUAUUAAUCUGCAUUCAGUUUCAAUGAAUAAAAAGGUCUGAUGCCUUAGA